Messenger RNA from Colletotrichum higginsianum IMI 349063, 195 nucleotides. RefSeq lists its product as uncharacterized. The coding region runs from base 1 to 195 and encodes 64 amino acids. Lineage: Eukaryota; Fungi; Ascomycota; Sordariomycetes; Glomerellales; Glomerellaceae. The transcript has 2 exons. The record is from RefSeq and is a predicted model, not a curated record.
AUGGUCUGCGGCCUCAGCCGAACCCAUGUCCAAGCUUUGCGGAAGACACUGACAUGCUAUGGACUUCUGGGGCGAGUGCCAUUCCACAAUCUCUUUCAUUUCGGCCAUUCAACGAAGUGUGCACAGCUUCAAUACUUGGCGUGCCGAUUAGAUGGCCUGGGAUCGCGUCAGCCCUACUAUCCGUUGUUAUAUUAA